Messenger RNA from Tricharina praecox, 1179 nucleotides. RefSeq lists its product as uncharacterized. The annotation marks the transcript as partial. NCBI's taxonomy places the organism in Eukaryota, Fungi, Ascomycota, Pezizomycetes, Pezizales, Pyronemataceae. The transcript has a single exon. The record is from RefSeq and is a predicted model, not a curated record.
AUGUCAUUCCUGACUCUAUUCACCGCAGAUGCCGCCGCAGCCCAUGGCCAUGAGUUCUCACCCACAGCUUUGAUGAGCCGAUACCGAACUACAAAAGACACGGCGUCGCCCGAUCCGAUGCGGCAAGUCUCGAGCAUGGCCUCCUCCGUUUCCACCGUCCUGGAGGAGAUUGUCGCUACUCCCCUGUCACCACCUCCACCACAACAGAAGAAACCCCCGCGGACAAAGACGAGCUAUUAUCUGGCGCUGCCGCCACCGGGCUCUCAUGCGAUACACCGUCACUGCUCGAGGGCUGAACGUACGUUGAUCGUGCAGCUCCAGAAGGUAUCCAACACCACCCGCCCGCUACCGACCCUGGAUGUGCUGCCGUCGUCGGUUUUUGGUUCGAAAUUGAAGAGGGUAGGACACAUGCUGCAUGGGGCCGGGCAGCAGGAUAUAGCAUUCGUUGAGAGUGAGCAGUAUGCGUCGGAAAACGUCCAGGGGGACAGUGACGACGAGAACGAUCUGAAUUCGAGGAGGAUGGUGGCAUCGGUCUCGCAGGGAUAUCGGAGGACACCCGGUGAUGAUGGGAAGGGGAUCAGGACGACGAUGAUUCGGUUCGAUGAUGGCCUCGUCUGGGAGGCGAGCCCGCUGGCAUCUGGAGGAUAUGAGUUCGUGGCACGCGAGGCCAACGGAAUAACAAAGGUCGCAAAGUGGUUGCCGAAGCCGCCCACUUCGCGAAGGAGGUCGAGCCAGUCCAUACAGCAACGCAUGGCCGGCGCAACACCUGAGCCGGAGGAUCAGCGAAGGUUUCAGUUCAGCAUACUGGACAAUGUCACUCGGAAGAAGCCCAUCCUGGCUUGGGUGAGCCGGCAAGGUAUCGACGUUCUGGACAGAUUUCCAGGGCCUGGCAUAACUUCAUCGCCAAAUUCACCGCCCAACACGCCUCCUGCGUCGGUCAUCGAUGUGGAUAUGUCCAGCGACGAUACUAUCCACUCGGCGCAAUAUGGCGAGAUCUCGGAUCAAUUGAGGGAACUUAUCGUUGUGACGGGAACAUGGAUUGCCCUUCGAGAGGGUUUGGCGUCGGUUGGCGCCAGUGGUAACCGCACGGAAGAACUUGCCUUACCCUCAUCGCCUACGGUUUCAACGUUUCGGACCACGAGAUCGGUUUCCUCUUCCGCCACCGUAAGCACGGCCGCU